Galendromus occidentalis (western predatory mite) is the source of this 1767-nucleotide messenger RNA. RefSeq lists its product as uncharacterized. NCBI's taxonomy places the organism in Eukaryota, Metazoa, Arthropoda, Arachnida, Mesostigmata, Phytoseiidae. The record is from RefSeq and is a predicted model, not a curated record. The transcript has 8 exons. The coding region runs from base 1 to 1767 and encodes 588 amino acids.
AUGUCGACCGGCAUGCCGACAUCUACGAUCUACCAGAUAAAUCAAGAAAACUGCGCUCCACCUCGCAGAGGGGGGCACCCCUCACGUCAGAAACGCUUCGGACCCGCACCGCUGGCUUCGUUUGAGGAUCUCCCAACCGAUGACCAGGACAGCUCGCCCGAAAACGAACCCGACUACCUCAGAAGAAAGCAACGAAGCGCUGAUCCGGUCUCUCUGAGACUAGAACUCAAUCCUGUCGCUCCGGGCCAGGGCUCAGAACUAUCGACGCCAGUCGCGCCAGACAGUGAUAUUGUUUCUCAGAUAACCAUCACCCCGAGUCUAGAUAGUAGAAACGUCUCACCAUUGCAAGGCUUUUUGCCACCCGAGGACAUACUGGUGGGCAGCAAUCCGACCCGUUCGUCGCUGACAACUUCAAUAACCGAAGAAAGCUCAUAUCGUGACGAAGACGUCGACGUACGUGACGCCGAGGCGCUUGGCAUCGACAUCGCGCAAAAGGCCGGUGGAGGAAGGGAACCUGUUGUUCUUGUUGAGGAUCCCUCGGAAAACGAGGACGACCCGAACAUGGCGAUCAGCAGCGAAGCACUCCUUGAGUCACUGCUCAAGUUCGAAGAAGAACGCAUUCCUCUGGCUGCCCGUCUCGAGAGGUCUUGCCAAUCGAUCGCCGACAUCCCGAGUGCUUCGCACUCGCGGAAAAACUCAGGGGUUCAGCCCGUGGCCCAAGAACCUGUGGAUGAAAGCGAGCAGAACCGGGAAGAAGAACCACAGCAAACGGCAUCCUCAGACAUCCCGAUACUCGGAGAAGUUCAGGAACCUAGCCCUGUGGGGGAUCAGGGCCAGGGGUGGGAUGCCGAAUCGGAGGGAGAUGAGCCCAAUGAUGACAUCGCCGAGCUUACGAAAAAGCCGAAUCGUAAGCCGAAACUACGAACUCAAACGAGCGAAGAUCGUUUCGAAAGCCUGCACCUGAUCCCUCCGCAAGAUUCGGUUGAUUUCGAUGACGAUCUCGAAGGAGAGCUCCUCGGUCUACAGCCGGAGCCGAACGAGACUCCUCGAACCCCCCAUAAGAACACUCCGAGGGCUCAAUUGGUCACUAUCCCAAUCGAAAGACCGAGGUCGACGACACCGAUAAACGUCGCACCUUUCGAAGCGUACAUUCAACAGGGAACGAUCGAGCCUGCGACUGAAGCGAGCGGACUCAAGUCCCCAGACAAAUUCAAACUCACGCUCCCCGGUCAAUCUUCGAACCUCAUCCGGAGUCCCCGGAAAGGUUCACUUCGGAAUUGGGAGGAAUUCUGCGAGGAGGCUCUGCAAUGCAGCCCUCGGGCGCGAUCCAAAUCUGACGCGGCUGUGAUUGAGAGCGGGAAAUUCUUCCCCGACCCUCAGGAUUUCUCGCCGGCUUCCCCACCGAGACUGCCCGAUGACGAAGACGACAUUCAAAGCCCGUCCGACUACCAAGAUCCGUUCAGGAGACGCUUGACGUGUUCCUGCAAGUGCCGGAUGUGCGCUUGCUCAUGUGAAGGCUGCGAUUGCGACUGCCAUUUCUACACUCAAAAGGUGUGCGAAGCUCAUCUCAAUGAUCCCAUGAGUAACAUCGCCGAGAUCAAUGGCGGUCCUCCACAAUCGCCGAAGGAAGACGAAGAGAACCUCAUAUCUCCAGACGAUCAGAACGCUGGUCCGUGUUUAUGCGAAUGUCACUCUCUGCCGAGGGAUACUUCGUGCCUUCUAACUGCCCCGCUGCUCGUGGCACAGUCGUCCCUAGACUCCUGUUGA